Rubroshorea leprosula is the source of this 745-nucleotide messenger RNA. The record is from the annotation of a GenBank genome assembly. NCBI's taxonomy places the organism in Eukaryota, Viridiplantae, Streptophyta, Magnoliopsida, Malvales, Dipterocarpaceae.
AGUGCAUGAUCCACUUUUCUCCAUUUUUAUGUGCAGAAACAAGAACAAAUAUGCAGGCCUGGAUGAGCUCUCUGCUUUUUGCACAGCGAUGGAAGGUGUGGAACUGGUUAAUGGUUUGGAAUGCAAGAUAGCUUGCAACUCUUACAAGAUUUCUUAUGUGUUGGACACAGAAGAUUUCUUCUUGCGUAACAGCAGAAAGUCAUCAAAAGGCAGCAGAUCUUCAUAUAAUAAUCAGGCAAGAGUACAACGGUUCCACCAGUUCUUAUCAGCUUCACAAUAAUCAACAUCCCAUCUCUGGAACUGGCACACAAGUCAUUGCUGCUGCCAAACCCAGAAAUGCAUUGAAGAGUCAGUGUCCCGGUAUGUUUGUAGUUUAUUCUAGUUCGUCAAAUGAGAACUUCAAGAAGAGGAUAGUUAGGGAAAUGUAUGUUGAAUAUCUGAAAGUUCACAUGAGGCCAGCAUCUGAGCCAUUGAUGUGUAAAUAGGGUUAUUGCAUGACAUUUUGUAAAAAAAGAAAUGUGUUCUUGUUAAUGUAGUCACAGAUGGGUGCUGCAUUCUCCCUUUGCCCCAAUUUGGGGCUCACAGUUUGCAGCUCUAAUUUACAGUUGAACUUACCUCCUCAGUAUGUAAGCAAAGGAACUUGAUCAAAAUAGUUGUGACAGAACUCAUUAGGUUCUUACAUUUUAUCUCAUUGAUUUCUCCAUGAUUUUUUUUUUUUUUUUUUAAAUAAGGGUAAUUUUUUUAG